This is a messenger RNA of Vombatus ursinus (common wombat), 7460 nucleotides long. RefSeq names its product collagen type XIV alpha 1 chain (gene COL14A1). The record is from RefSeq and is a predicted model, not a curated record. Gene Ontology annotation, cellular component: interstitial matrix. Lineage: Eukaryota; Metazoa; Chordata; Mammalia; Diprotodontia; Vombatidae. The transcript has 49 exons. Gene Ontology annotation, molecular function: protein binding. The coding region runs from base 276 to 5633 and encodes 1785 amino acids.
CGAAAGAAUUCAGGGCGGCGGCGGCGGCGGUGGAGAUCCAGGUCUCCCAGAAGGAGGGAACAGCUGGAGAGAGACCCUAAAACACCUCCUGGAGGCAGGGAGAGAAAGGAAGAAGCUAAGAGAAAAGAGGAGAAGGGAAGAGGGAGAGAGCGAGUCCUGGGAUAGCCCUCGGAGGAGCUCUGUUCUUUUCCCAGGCACCAAGAGUUCCCCCUCUCCAAGUACCUUGCCCUCGCACAGGUUUGCUGAGACAUCUCAUGUAAAAGGCAGGAAAUAAAAUGAAGACUUUUCAAUGCAAGACCUGGUGCUGGCUGCUUCCAGUUUUGGGGGCACUCAUCCAGUUCUCCAGCUAUGUUGAGGGUCAAGUGGCUCCACCAACAAGAUUAAGAUAUACCAUAUUAUCUCAUGACAGUAUCCAGAUUGCAUGGAAAGCUCCCAAAGGGAAAUUUAGUGGAUACAAACUUCUUGUAACUCCAAAUUCAGGUGGAAAAACCAACCAGUUGACUCUUCAGAAUAGUGCAAAUAAAGCCAUCAUUCAAGGUCUUUUGCCAGACCAGAACUAUGCAGUACAACUUAUUGCAUUUGAUAAAGACAAAGAAAGUAAACCUGCCCAAGGCCAAUUCAGAAUUAAAGAUCUAGAAAAAAGAAAAGAGCCUAAACCCAAAGCCAAGGUUGUAGACAAAGGAAAUGGAAGUAAGCCAUCGCCACCAGCAGAAGAAGACAAAUUUGUGUGCAAAACACCAGCCAUUGCUGAUAUUGUGAUCCUGGUAGAUGGCUCAUGGAGCAUUGGGAGAUUCAACUUCAGACUGGUUCGCCUUUUCUUGGAAAAUUUGGUGACGGCUUUCAAUGUGGGAGAAAAUAAAACUCGAAUAGGCCUUGCACAAUACAGUGGUGACCCUCGGAUAGAAUGGCAUCUGAAUACCUUCAGCACCAAGGAUGCGGUGAUUGAUGCUGUCCGGAAUCUCCCAUACAAGGGAGGAAACACUUUAACAGGUCUUGCCUUAAAUUACAUUUUUGAAAAUAGUUUUAAACCAGAAGCAGGAUCAAGAACUGGAGUAUCCAAAAUUGGCAUCUUGAUCACAGAUGGAAAAUCUCAAGAUGACAUAAUCCCCCCAUCAAGAACUCUACGUGAUUCUGGGGUUGAACUCUUUGCAAUUGGUGUGAAAAAUGCAGAUGUAGCUGAACUCCAGGAGAUUGCUUCUGAGCCUGACAGUACUCACGUCUACAAUGUGGCAGAGUUUGACCUGAUGCACACAGUUGUGGAAGGCCUGACAAAGACAGUUUGCACCAGAGUUGAAGAGCAGGAAAAGGAAAUCAAAGGGUCAUUUGUAACUGACAUUGGAGCUCCUACAGAUUUAGUCACAUCUGAAGUCACUGCCAGAAGUUUUAGAGUUACCUGGACUCCUGCCCCUGGAAAAGUAGAAAAAUACAGAAUUGUAUAUUAUCCUACAAGAGGUGGAAAACCAGAGGAGGUGGUAGUUGACGGGAUGGAAUCUACUGCAGUGCUGAAGAGUCUGAUGUCUUUAACAGAGUAUCAGAUAGCAGUGUUUGCAAUAUAUAGUACCACUGCCAGUGAAGGACUCCGGGGAACUGAGAUGACACUUGCUUUGCCCAUGGCAUCGGAUCUCGAACUGUAUGACGUGACUGAGAACAGUCUGAGGGCCAGAUGGAAUGCGGUGCCUGGUGCAUCAGGAUAUAUGAUCCUCUAUGCUCCUCUCACCGAAGGCUUGGCUGGGGAUGAGAAAGAGAUGAAAAUUGGGGAGACCCUCACAGAUAUUCAGAUAAAAGGAUUGUUGCCAAAUACCGAAUACACAGUGACAGUAUAUGCCAUGUUUGGAGAGGAAGCCAGUGACCCUGUUACAGGGCAGGACAUGACAUUGCCUCUAAGUCCACCAAGAAAUCUGAGAAUUUCUAAUGUUGGUGCAAACAGUGCUCGAAUAACAUGGGAUCCUGUCUCAAAUAAUGUCAACAGUUACCUCAUUUCAUAUUCCAAGGCUAGUGGAACUGAAACCAAUGAGGUUGAAGUUGAUGGUGUUUCCACAUACUCACUGAAAGGCUUGACAGCCCUCACAGACUAUAACGUUGCCAUUUCUUCCAUCUAUGAUGAAGGGCAAUCUGAGCCUCUGAUGGGGAGUUUUACCACAAAACAGAUUCCAGCCCAACAGUAUCUGGAGAUUGAUGAAGUAUCACAAGACAGUUUUAGAGUGAGUUGGAAGCCCUUGUCUUCUGAUGUUGCCCGGCAGAAAUUGAUGUGGAUUCCUGUAUAUGGUGGAAAGGUUGAAGAGGUUGUCUUAAAUGAAGAUCAGGAUACAUAUGUUAUUGAAGGUCUGCAACCCGGCACAGAGUAUGAGGUUUCCCUGUUGGCUAUACUCAGUGAUGAAAGUGAGACAGAAGUGUUGACCAUUGUUGGAACUACACUUGACGCUCCUUCAACAGUACCUACUGUCACUACUAUACCUCCUACUGGCCCAGUAACUUCAGUUUUCCGAACAGGAAUCAGAAACCUGGUUGUAGAUGAUGAAUCUACUUCCAGCCUUCGGGUAAAAUGGGACAUUUCAGACAACAGAGUGGAGCAGUUCAGGGUGACCUAUCUAACUGCUAAAGGGGACCAUGCUGAAGAAGUGAUAGGAACGGUUAUGGUGCCAGGAAAACAGAACCAACUUCUUCUCAAGCCUCUGCUUUCAGAUACUGAAUACAAAGUCACUGUGACUCCCAUUUACUCUGAUGGAGAAGGGGUCAGUGUGUCAGCCCCUGGAAAAACCUUGCCACUCUCUGGUCCCCGAAAUUUACGUGUCUCAGAUGAAUGGUAUAACAGAUUGAGAAUUACUUGGGAUCCCCCAUCUUCACCACCAAAGGGCUACAGGAUUGUUUAUAAACCCAUUAGUACUCCUGGCCAAGCAUUAGAGACAUUUGUGGGGAAUGAUAUUAACACCAUUCUGAUUCGAAAUCUUGUCAGUGGAACAGAAUACAACGUGAAAGUGUUUGCCUCUUAUCCUUCUGGCUUCAGUGAUGCUUUGACAAGCGAUUUGAAGACUUUGUUCUUGGGAGUGACAGAUCUUGAAGCAGACAGAAUUCAGACAAAUAGUUUGUGUGUCAAGUGGAAGCUUCACAAUCAUGCCACUGCUUACAGGGUCGCCAUAGAGAAUCGCAGAGAUGGGAAGAAGCAAGAAUCUACCAUGGGUGGAGGAACAUCUAGCCAUUGCUUCUAUGGACUUAUGCCUGAUUCAGAGCACAAAAUUAGUGUUUAUACACAACUCCAAGAGAUAACAGGACCUAGUGUAAGCAUAAUGGAAAAAACACGACCAAUUCCAACUCUACCACCCGCAACAACCACACCUCUUCCAACCAUUCCUCCAGCAAAAGAAGUUUGUAAGGCUGCCAAGGCAGACCUAGUGUUCGUGGUGGAUGGAUCCUGGAGCAUUGGAGAUGACAAUUUCAAUAAGAUCAUUAAAUUUCUAUAUAAUACUGUUGGUGCCCUGGACAAGAUUGGAGUGGAUGGAACUCAAGUGUCCAUUGUUCAAUUCACUGAUGACCCCAGAACAGAAUUUAAACUAAAUACAUAUAAAACCAAGGACACUCUCCUUGAGGGGAUUAAGAAUCUUUCUUACAAAGGCGGAAAUACAAAAACAGGAAAAGCGCUUAAGCAUGUUCGAGAUGCCUUGUUUACUGCCGAAGCAGGAACAAGAAGAGGCAUACCCAAGGUUAUCGUGGUCAUCACUGAUGGGCGAUCACAGGAUGAUGUAAAUAAAAUUUCCAGGGAAUUGCAACUAGAAGGCAUCAGCGUUUUUGCAGUUGGUGUCGCUGAUGCAGAUUAUGCAGAACUGGUUAGCAUUGGCAGCCAGCCCAGCUCGAGACACGUCUUCUUUGUGGAUGACUUUGAUGCCUUUAAGAAAAUUGAAGAUGAGCUGAUUACUUUUGUCUGUGAAACUGCAUCUGCAACUUGCCCUCUGGUCAAUAAGGAUGGCAACAGUCUUGCAGGAUUUAAAAUGAUGGAACUGUUUGGUUUGGUUGAAAAGGAUUUUUCAGCGGUAGAAGGGGUUUCUAUGGGACCUGGCACUUUCAAUGUGUAUCCAUGUUACCAGCUACAUAAAGAUGCUCUGGUUUCCCAGCCUACCAAAUAUUUGCACCCAGAGGGAUUGCCUUCAGACUACACCAUCUCUUUUCUAUUCCGGAUAUUGCCUGAUACUCCUCAAGAACCAUUUGCCCUCUGGGAGAUUUUAAAUAAGGACUCUGACCCACUUGUUGGAGUCAUCUUAGACAAUGGAGGCAAGACAAUUACCUACUUCAACUAUGACUACCAGGGGGAUUUUCAAACUGUAACCUUUGAAGGGCCUGAAAUUAAGAAAAUAUUCUAUGGAAGUUUUCACAAGCUGCAUAUUGUUAUUAGCAAGACUUUGGCCAAAGUGUAUAUUGACUGCAAGCAAGUGGGUGAAAAAGCAGUAAAUGCAUCUGGCAAUAUCACUUCCAAUGGUGUUGAAGUCCUGGGGAGAAUGGUCAGAUCAAGAGGACCCAAGGAAAACUCUGCUCCAUUUCAGCUACAGAUGUUUGACAUUGUUUGUUCUACUUCAUGGGCCAAAGGAGACAAAUGCUGUGAACUCCCAGGAGUGAGGGAUGAGGAAAAUUGUCCAGCUCUUCCACAUUCCUGUUCCUGUUCUGAAAUCAGCAAAGGGCCAUCAGGACCUGCUGGCCCACCUGGUGGUCCAGGACUCCGAGGACCAAAGGGCCAGAGAGGUGACCAAGGUCCGAAGGGACCAGAUGGUCCUCGUGGUGAAACAGGUUCUCCAGGACCUCAAGGCCCCCCUGGCCCACAAGGACCAAGUGGACUUUCCAUUCAAGGCAUGCCGGGAACACCAGGUGAAAAAGGAGAGAAGGGAGAUCUCGGUUUUCCAGGCCCACAGGGUAUUCCAGGGAGUACUGGAUCACCGGGACGUGAUGGUUCACAAGGCCAGAGGGGCCUGCCUGGUAAAGAUGGAUCCACUGGCCCCCCAGGACCCCCUGGACCAAUUGGUAUUCCAGGAGCCCCAGGCGUUCCAGGUAUCACAGGAAACACUGGACCACAAGGUGAUCUAGGACCUCCUGGUCUUCCUGGAGCAAAAGGAGAAAGAGGGGAACGAGGUGAUUUGCAGUCUCAUGCCAUGGUUCGUACAGUGGCUCGCCAAGUAUGUGAACAGCUCAUCCAGAGUCACAUGGCCAGAUACACGUCUAUCCUCAAUCAGAUUCCAAGUCAUUCUUCAUCCGUCCGGACUAUUCCUGGGCCUCCUGGUGAGCCAGGAAGACAAGGUUCUCCUGGUACUCCUGGUGAACAAGGACCUCCAGGCCGGCCAGGCUUCCCAGGCAACCCAGGCCAGCCAGGGACCCCAGGAGAAAGAGGUUUAUCAGGCGUCAAGGGAGAAAAAGGAAAUCCAGGAAUCGGGAGUCAAGGACCCAGAGGCCCCCCUGGACCUGCAGGACCUGCAGGUGAGGGUCGAACUGGUAGCCCUGGGCCACAAGGUUCACCUGGUCCACGAGGUCCACCUGGUCACCUAGGUGUACCUGGACCACAGGGACCUUCAGGUCAACCUGGCUACUGUGACCCUUCUUCCUGUUCCAGUUAUGGUGUUGGAGACGUGAUCCCUUACAAUGAUUACCAGCACUGAAGCCAAAGCCUUUGAUUCUUGGUUGCAUUUUCCCUUGUAUUUGUCCAUGGAUACAAAACUGCCAUAUUGACCACCACCACCAAAGCUUGACCCAGUAGCUUGUGCACAAUCAUUGUUCUCACACCACUAAACGACAUUACCCAUCACACUUGCCCUCUCCCUUUUCACCUUCACUCCUUCCAAGCUUUUGUGGUCUUCACAUCAUUAAACAACAUAAUGAGAAAAAUUGGAAUUUGAUAAAGACAAAACCACAUCACAGAAACUAGCCAGCACAGUUCCAAAAUGAAAAUAGGCAUGUCAGCCUGCCCAAUGCACACCCCCCAAAAAAAAUUCACUCAGGAAACACACAUAUAAUCAGAUUAGUGAAAUCUGGUGUCUGAUCUUUGCUGCUCAUCACUUGCCUGAAGUAUGUGGGUAUGGUGCAUUCCUUUUCUUUCCUGGUGAUGAUUUUCUGAUAACAUUGAACUAUCCAGUAAUGAUUUGGGUUUCUCCUCACUCCUUCUUCACUUUCCACCUCUCCUGCCUUGUUGCUUUCAUAAUCCUGCCAAAUGUUUUCAGUGCUCCUUUUUAUAAAUUAAAGGCACACUGUUUCAAUAGUUGGCUGUGAUACUGGUUUCCUAAUGACUGCUCUCAUGUUUUGCUUUUUUCCUCUUUUGCUAACCAUUUGCAUCCUCUUGGUGGUGGUGGUGGGUAAAGAUGGACACAGUAAUCCAGGUGGUCAAGAUAUCCCUUGAAUUCAAUUACCACAUAACUAAUUCAACCCGUGGCCCUGAGAACCUAUGAUAUGAUGGGGAACAGAGUUUAUGGUUCCUGAGUCCUGUCCUUGGCUAGUCUCAUACCCCCAGUCUUCCUAUCCAGCACCUGAACCUGAUCAGCCGGAGUUCACACCUGUUCGAGAGGAUUUGGAAGAUCUGAUCUGAUGGCCCCGGGAACCAAUUAUUCCAAAAGGAACUGGAAAAUCCAUUAAAAGAACUCUUAAGGCAUCGUUGUUAAAGGAAAAUGUUGGUGUAUGAUUUGUAUGGUUCACUUGUAAAGUUCUUGUUCAGUAAGUAGCCUAAUUUUCCCUCUUAGAAAAUAUUUGCAGGGUGACUAUAUUGUUAUGAUUAUCAUUGUUUAAUAACGAAAACCAAAAAAGAUCAUCCUCUUACCCUGGGUCGUAAGAACAAAACAAUUAAAAAAAACCAAAAACCUAAAACCUUCUACGUUGGUCACUAUCUUUAAAGAAUGGUGCUUCCUUUUGCUGUUUUAAAUGCCUGCCAGAUUAUUCAUGUUUUAUUGGGAAAGUACUCAGCAAAGAAUGAAAAAUCCUUCUCCAACCCUGGAAGCUACCCCCUGCUCUAAUAGACAGUUUGAAAUCCCAGAAUUGUAUAGUUUCAAUUAGAUUAGGGAAAAAUGGGCCCCCAGGAGAAAUGUGGUAUAAGGGCAUUCCAAGUUUACCUCAGGGACCCAGUAAAUGAACUCACUGACUGUAAGAAAGGCCCCCUCUACGGAAGGAAUGCUGUCAGGAAAACACCAUUUUGUAUUGUGGGUCAAUCCAACCCUAAUUACCCUGAUAUAUUUUGCCAGGCCCUCAGAACCAAGGACUUGAUUAGUAUGUCUUUGCAAUCAAUGGUUUUACAAACAAAUAUUCCUUUUUUGUGUUUUGAGAAAUGAAUUGCUAUGCUAAAACGCUGACCCUCCCUCAAUCUAAAGAGAGAUCUAUAUUUAAUGAAAGAAUUCUUUAGUUUUUGGUUGCUGGGACUUCUUCAUUGCAUCUACAUGGAUUGGUGUGAACACGCAGAUAAUUUAUUGUUUACCUUAUCUCCAUUCUGUUUUGUAAGCAAAUAA